AUGGCUACCAGCAAGACACAGGUUCUCGUCGUGGGCGCAACCGGAUACAUUGGUGGAUCGAUUCUCUCUGAGAUUCUGCGCUCAUCACAGGCUUCUCAAUUGAGUAUCUCUGCUCUAAUCCGUCGCCCAGAGCAGGCGGCCAAGCUGGAAGCCCUAGGAGUGAAGCCAUUGCAAUUCCAGGGUUUGGAUGACCUAGAAGCUUGCACGGAUGCAGCCUCUAAGCAUGAUGUUGUGAUCAAUGCCGCCUCCGCAUCCCAUGACAGUUCCGCUAAGGCCCUGAUUGAAGGCUUGGCCCUCAGAAAGAAGGCCACAGGAAAUGAUGCCUACAUGAUUCAUACAUCCGGCACCUCAAUUUUGGGUGACCAUCCCUAUACCGGCACGGCGCAGAACGGCAAAAUUUGGUCCGAUGAGAAGGAUGACAUUUACGCCAUGGAGAAGGGACAUCCCGAAACUUACGGACAACGCGUCACCGAUGUUGUUGUUGUCGAGACAGGAAAGAGUCUAGGCAUUAAAACAUACAUUGUCGUCCCUCCCACCAUCUAUGGAAAGGGAUCAGGUCCCUUUGCGACCCUGAGUCAACAGGUCCCCAACCUUGCACGUUUGGCACGGAAGCGUGGAUCCACACCAGUGAUUGAAAGUGGCAGAGGCAUUUGGAAUCAUGUGCAUAUUGACGAUCUUUCUGACUUUUACCUCCGCCUCUUCCAUGCUGUCGUUGAAAAGCAAAGCUGGCUUCCUUCAGGCCCAGAGGCUAUCUUCUUUGUCGAAAGUGGCGAGCACACAUGGCUUCAGGUCAGCCAGGGAAUUGCUGAUGCCCUGCACAAGCGAAAGCUUCUGGCGACAAACAACGUCCAAUCAAUCGGUCUCAAGGAAGCAGCUGCGGCAAUUACCAAUGGCGAUGAGAGUAAAGCAGAGAUCUCUCUCGCAUCGAAUUCGAGAGCUCGGGCUGAUUUCGCUCGGAACAAACUUGGAUGGAACACGAGCCGUGGACUGGAGGAUUUCCUGAACCAUUUUGAUGGCGAGGUGGAAGCUAUGCUGAAAGAGCUGAGUGGCUAG
This is a messenger RNA of Penicillium waksmanii, 1053 nucleotides long. Its product is annotated as NAD-dependent epimerase/dehydratase family protein. The coding region runs from base 1 to 1053 and encodes 350 amino acids. Lineage: Eukaryota; Fungi; Ascomycota; Eurotiomycetes; Eurotiales; Aspergillaceae. The record is from RefSeq and is a predicted model, not a curated record. The transcript has 7 exons.